AUGCCUACCCUGAGAUCCUCCUCUCGGCUUCAUAGCUCAUCCUCUCCAAGCAGUGUGUCCUCCCCACUGCACAGAACUGUUGGAAGUACACUGAGGGCAUUGUCGACUUCUAGUUCCUCCAUCAAUCUGCCCUGUGAUGACAGGGACUCGGACCCUUCAGAGGGGGAUAGUCACUCUCUGUCAACUGAUGAAGGCAGUGACUUUGAAGAAAGUCUGAGACACAAUGUGAGAAAGAGAUCAGCAAAACGACCACUCAGAACACCACCAGUGGCAAAACAUCCAAAGAAGGGGUCCCAAAUGGUAGAAGGUAAAAUCCAGAAAAAAUCAGAACCACCAACCAGCGAUCUCUUUGAUUCUGUGAAAACCGCCAAAAGUGACAUGCAGUCUUUGGUGGAUGAGUGGCUGGAGAGCUAUAAGCAAGAUGAGGAGGCAGGAUUCCUGGAGCUUAUUAACUUUUUCAUCCGAUCCUGUGGAUGUAAAGGCACUGUGACCCCUGAGAUGUUCAAGAAGAUGUCCAAUUCAGAGAUCAUCCGGCACCUAACAGAGCAGUUUAAUGAGGACUCAGGGGACUAUCCCCUGACAGCUCAAGGUCCAUCCUGGAAGAAGUUCCAAGGAAGCUUCUGUGAAUUUGUGAGAACGUUGGUGUAUCAGUGCCAGUACAGCCUCCUCUAUGAUGGCUUUCCCAUGGACAACCUCAUCUCCUUGCUCACGGGCCUCUCAGACUCCCAAGUUCGUGCCUUCCGCCACACUAGCACCCUGGCUGCCAUGAAGCUCAUGACCUCCCUGGUAAGAGUUGCCCUCCAGUUGAGUCUACACAAAGACAACAACCAGCGACAGUAUGAGGCUGAACGAAACAAGGGACCAGGGCAGAGAGCCCCUGAGCGGCUAGAGAGCCUGCUGGAGAAACGCAAAGAGCUCCAAGAGCAUCAAGAAGAGAUUGAGGGGAUGAUGAAUGCCAUCUUCAGGGGUGUCUUUGUUCAUCGGUACAGGGACAUCCUUCCUGAGAUCCGGGCUAUCUGCAUGGAGGAAAUCGGGUGUUGGAUGCAAAGCUACAGUACCUCUUUCCUCACUGACAGCUAUUUAAAAUACAUUGGCUGGACCCUGCAUGACAAGCACCGAGAAGUCCGUCUAAAGUGCCUGAAGGCUCUGAAAGGGCUGUACAGCAACCAAGAGCUGACAUCACGCCUGGAGCUCUUCACUAGCCGCUUCAAGGACCGGAUGGUUUCCAUGGUCAUGGACAGAGAGUAUGAUGUGGCAGUGGAGGCUGUCAGGUUGCUAACCCUUAUCCUGAAGAACAUGGAAGGAGUGCUGACCAGUGCAGACUGUGAGAGCAUCUACCCAGUUGUAUAUGCCUCCAAUCGUGCCCUGGCCUCUGCCGCAGGGGAAUUUCUAUACUGGAAACUCUUCUAUCCUGAGUGUGGGACAAAAGCAGGGGUUGGAAGAGAGCGACGCCGAAGUCCAAGUGCUCAGAGAACUUUCUUCCACCUUUUGCUGUCCUUCUUCGUGGAGAGUGAGCUCCAUGACCAUGCCGCUUACUUAGUAGACAGCCUCUGGGACUGUGCAGGGACUCAGCUGAAGGAUUGGGAGAGUAUGACAAGCCUGCUGCUGCAGAAGGACCAGAACCUGGGCAAUGUGCAGGAAAACACGCUGAUAGAAAUCCUUGUGUCCAGUGCCCGGCAAGCUGUGGAGGGUCACCCGCCUGUGGGGCGGGUCACUGGGAGGAAGGGCCUAACUGCUAAAGAACGCAAACUUCAAGCUGAUGACAAGGUGAAACUGACUGAGCACCUCAUUCCCCUGUUGCCCCAGCUCCUGGCCAAGUUCUCAGCCGAUGCAGAGAAGGUCGCUCCCCUGCUCCAGCUUCUCAACUACUUUGACCUCAGCAUCUACUGCACUCGGCGCUUGGAGAAGCAUCUGGAGCUGCUUUUGCAGCAACUCCAGGAGGUGGUAGUGAAGCAUGCAGAGCCAGCAGUGCUUGAGGCUGGAGCGCAUGCCCUGUAUCUGCUCUGUAAGCCUGAGUUCACUUUCUUCAGCCGGGUGGACUUUGCCCGCAGCCAACUAGUGGAUCUGCUGACUGACCGUUUCCAGCAAGAGCUUGAUGAGCUGUUGCAGUCGUCGUUCUUGGAUGAGGAUGAGGUGUACAGUCUAGCAGCCACUCUGAAGCGGCUCUCUGCCUUCUACAAUGCUCAUGACCUGACUCGCUGGGAGCUCUACGAGCCAUGCUAUGGACUCCUCCGGAAGGCCGUGGACACUGGAGAGGUUCCUCACCAGGUGGUCCUUCCAGCCUUGACUCUUGUCUAUUUUUCCAUUCUCUGGACAUUAACCCACAUUUCAGGUCCAGAUGCUUCCCAGAAGCAGGUGCUGGAUCUUAAGAGCAGAAUGGUGGCCUUCUGUGAACUCUGCCAGAGCUGCCUCUCAGAUGUGGAUCCGGAGAUCCAGGAGCAGGCUUUUGUCUUAUUAAGUGAUAUGCUUCUCAUCUUCAGCCCUCAGAUGAUUUUAGGGGGGCGGGAUUUCCUGAGACCCCUCAUCUUUUUUCCAGAAGCUUCUCUCCAAUCUGAGCUAGCAAGCUUCCUCAUGGACCAUGUCUUCCUCCAACCUGGAGACCUGGGCAGUGGACAUUCCCAGGAUGAUCAUGUACAGAUAGAGCAGCUGCACCAGCGGCGCCGACUCUUGGCCGGGUUCUGCAAGCUGUUGCUCUAUGGGGUUCUAGAGCUGGAUGCAGCCUCAGAUGUUUUCAAACACUACAAUAAGUUCUACAAUGACUAUGGUGACAUCAUCAAGGAAACAUUAACUAGAGCGAGGCAGAUUGAUCGAAGUCAUUGUUCCCGAAUCCUACUGCUGAGCCUGAAGCAGCUGUACACAGAACUCCUGCAGGAACAGGGGCCUCAGGGCCUGAGUGAGCUGCCAGCUUUCAUUGAGAUGAGGGAUCUGGCCCGGAGAUUUGCCUUGAGCUUUGGACCCCAGCAGCUGCACAAUCGAGACCUGGUAGUCAUGUUGCACAAGGAAGGCAUCAAGUUCUCCUUGUCUGAACUUCCUCCUCCUGGUUCCUCGGGUGAACCCCCAAAUCUGGCAUUCCUGGAGCUCCUUUCAGAGUUCUCCCCCCGCCUCUUCCACCAGGAUAAGCAGCUGCUACUGUCUUACCUGGAAAAGUGUCUGCAGCGUGUCUCCCAGGCACCUGGCCAUCAGUGGGGUCCAGUCACUACCUACUGCCACUCCCUCAGCCCUAUAGAGAGUGCAGCAGAGGCCAGCCCUCAGGGUCAUUCCCGGUCCAAGAAAAGGCGCAUCGAAGGUACAACUCGGCCUCACAGAGAGGAUGUCUCCUCAUCCCAGGAAGAGAGCCUGCAGCUGCCUAGCCUCUUGCACACACCCAUCCUCACCUCCACCACUGUGAAGAGCAGGCCUCUGCUGGAGGAGCUGGGAGAGAUGGAAGAAGGCAGCUCAGCAUCAGACUUCACCCAUGACCGGCCCCUCUCAGGCCCCCAAAGGUCAAGGUUCUUGGGUACACAGUAUUUCCAGACUCCGAACAAUCCUUCAGGCCUUGAUCAUGGCAACCAGCUAACUCGACUCAGCCUUAUGGAAGAGGAUGAAGAAGAAGAGCUAGAAAUUCUGGAUGAAUCAAGUGAAGAAUGGCAGGAUAUUGACAAGCAACCUGGGGACCACUCUUCCUCCAGUGAGCCCGGGCUGGACCUCUUAGACACUACAGAGCUGAACAUUGAGGAUUUCUGACAGGACAAUGGGCCUCUCCCCAUCUCCAUCUUCCCCACCUGAAGCACAUGACCACUUGGAAAAGGAGAAAGAAACAAAAUAAAGCCUCUCAGGCUCCAGCCCUGGCCUUUGGAGAGUUGGCCUUGCCUUUCUCACCUACCUUUCCUGAUGGUGAUGGGUAGAGAAGCCAUGAGCCCCUGUCCUCCCUAAUGCACCAUGGCUCUGUCCCUCUGUCCAUUUUCUAUUUGGAGUGGGGUGGGAGGUGUCAACUGUGCAGUGGAGAGGUACUGCCUCCAUGCAUUUAACCAGUCCCUGGUUUUCCUGUUGGGACUCCUACCCCAGACUCCUGAGCCUUGGUGAUGAACUCAAUAAAUGUGUUUGAAUCAGCAA
Messenger RNA from Marmota monax (woodchuck), 4092 nucleotides. RefSeq names its product STAG3 cohesin complex component (gene Stag3). The transcript has 34 exons. Gene Ontology annotation, molecular function: chromatin binding. Lineage: Eukaryota; Metazoa; Chordata; Mammalia; Rodentia; Sciuridae. Bases 1 to 3723 code for a protein of 1240 amino acids. Gene Ontology annotation, cellular component: nucleus; chromatin; cohesin complex. Gene Ontology annotation, biological process: sister chromatid cohesion. The record is from RefSeq and is a predicted model, not a curated record.